Molecule: messenger RNA, 1446 nt
Organism: Elaeis guineensis (African oil palm)
Lineage: Eukaryota; Viridiplantae; Streptophyta; Magnoliopsida; Arecales; Arecaceae
Source: RefSeq, a predicted model, not a curated record
CCCCCAUCCCAAGUCCCACAUCUCCCUCCAUUCCCUCGUCCCGCGUGUACGCUCCAAUGGACGAGCCCGACACUCCCCUCCCUUCCUGCUACCCUCACGGCGGCGGCUCUUCCUCCGCCAGGAAGGGAAUGUUCUCCGCCGCUUCUCCCUCCUCCACCUCGGAGUGCGGCACCGUCCUCUUCCCCAACUUAGUGGGUGGCCGUGCCCCCGCCGCAUCCCCGCCUGCUCCCACCGAGCCCGUCCGGAGAAAACGGGGGAGGCCGAGGAAGUACGGCGUGUCGCCCUUUCUUUCUCCUCCCUCUCUCGCAUCUUCUGUUAAGAAGCCUUCCACAUCGGUUCAGCUGCCAUUAUCACCGUCAUCGUCUUCUUCACGGAAGAAGGAAGCCUCUUCCUCUUCUUCCAAGAAAGCUCACCUUGCAGCUCUUGGUAAUGUUGGACAAGGAUUUACACCACAUGUCAUUACAAUUGCAGCUGGAGAGGAUCUAUCCCAGAAAAUUAUGUCAUUCGUGCAAUGGCACAGGCGUGCAUUUUGUAUUCUCUCAGCAUCUGGUUCUAUUUCUAGUGCAUCUCUUAUCCAGCCAGCCAUGUACGGGGGAUGCAUAACGUAUGAGGGAAGGUUUGAGAUUCUUUCACUUUCUGGAUCUUUUCUGCAUACUGAAACUGGUGGGGCAUCCUCAAGAAAUGGUGGACUAAGUAUAUGCCUUUCUAGUGCGGAUGGUCGUGUAAUUGGGGGUGGAGUGGGAGGGCCUUUAUUGGCUACAGGUCCUGUGCAGGUAAUUGCUUGUUCCUUCUUAAUUGAUACUGACAGAGAUAUCAGUUCUGCCAAAACAGUGGAAAAUUCUGCCAGCAUACCAUCUAUUCCAGCACAAGCUGGAACUGCAGUCACAGCUGUCACUUUCAAAUCCACAUCAGAAUUGAAUUUGAGAACUACAAUCAGCAGGGGGAGUGAUGAUCAUCAAAACGUUGACAGAAGUGGAAGCAGUUAUAUACAAAAAUCUCGAGCAAUGCAUAUGGUGCCACCACUGUCAUCAACAGAAUGGAGAGGAAGGCAAGAUGGUGUGCAUGGAGCAUCUCAGUCACCAGAUGACAAUGAAAACAUUCAAGAUUAGCCACAGUUGGAGCGGAAGGUCUUGUAAGUUCUGUUCACAGCUUUGUGUGUUUCUCGGUUAGAAAAUCAUAUGGGCCUUAGGAAAUGGAUAAUGUAUACAAAAAUCUUUAAAUGCGACGGACAAUUCUGCAUGAGGUCUGUAUUUUGAUCUACUACACUAGAUGUGAAAUAGUGAUGCCUCUUUUUUGUGCAUAAAGGUUGUGUGGUGCAUAGAUGAGUUGAGAUGACCAUGCUUCUCUUCCAUCAUAUCAAACCCUCCUUAUAUUGUACUUUUUGUUAACUCUCAUCAUUGACAAAGGAUGUAUAAAUAAAAUGCUCUUCUGACUGAUUUAUAAUGA